Molecule: messenger RNA, 390 nt
Organism: Rodentolepis nana
Lineage: Eukaryota; Metazoa; Platyhelminthes; Cestoda; Cyclophyllidea; Hymenolepididae
Source: the annotation of a GenBank genome assembly
AUGAAAGUGUGGGCUGAUUUAUUCACUGUUGGUUUUUCUGAUUUUAUUAGAUCGAAUCGGAGCAGCAAGUUUUUCUUCGCGAAAUCUAUGAAUUACUUCAUAAACUAUCGAAUAAUUCCUAAACGCAAACGAUUGUUGAAAGACAGUGAAUAUCGUGUAAUUUAUCGACAGUAUUCAACAAUCUAUAUUAUCAUCUGCGUUGAUUUAUCAGAAAGCGAGUUUGGGGUACUUGACCUUAUUCAGGUAUUUGUGGACUUACUGGACCGAACCUUUGAAAAUGUCUUCGAGUUAGACAUCGUUUUCAAUUCGGACAAGGUUCAUUUUCUUUUGAAUGAACUUGUUUGUGGAGGUAUUGUUCUUGAAACCAAUUGUGCUGAAAUUCCCAGAUGA